Molecule: messenger RNA, 1191 nt
Organism: Nannochloropsis gaditana CCMP526
Product: type iii restriction res subunit
Exons: 12
Coding region: 82-1191 (369 amino acids)
Biological process (GO): nuclear-transcribed mRNA catabolic process, 3'-5' exonucleolytic nonsense-mediated decay
Cellular component (GO): Ski complex
Molecular function (GO): RNA helicase activity
Source: RefSeq, a predicted model, not a curated record
AGGCGGCGCGCGUUGCGGGAGCGUCGUCUAUUGGCAGAGAGUGCUGGGAUCGGAGGAAGGGAAGGAAAAGGGAGCCGGAGUAUGAAAGGAGGAGCUGGUUUCGGGAAGGGCAAGCGCCCGCCGGACGGGAUUCGCUUCACAGCCUGGUACCGAGACCUGGUCGACGCGCUGAACCGGCGCGACCUCCUGCCGGCCAUCGUCUUCAUUUUUUCCCGCGCAGGUUGUGACAGGGCAGCAGCGGAGGUUGGUGGCAUUGCUUCCAAAUUGGGGCUUCUGUCCCACGCGGAAAAGAAGCAAAUCAAAGACAGGCUGAGUGCCUUUCGGCUGGCGAAUCCGCAGGUGCCCUUGGAGAAGGAAAAGGUUCGGCUCCUCCUCUGCGGCCUGGCCACCCACCACGCCGGCCUCCUGCCUGUGUAUAAGGCUCUGGUGGAGGAGCUCUUCAAUGAAAAUCUGAUUCGGGUGGUGUUCGCGACCGAGACGUUGGCAGCCGGCGUGAACAUGCCAGCGCGGGCCACGGUUAUCUCCACACUCAGCAAGAAGAUCGGCAAAGUGACCAUAAAUUUACAGCCUUCCCAGCUCCUGCAAAUGGCCGGUCGGGCGGGAAGACGAGGCAAAGACACCAUGGGCCACGUGGUCCUGAUGCGCUCUCGCUCCGAAGACGCCUUGGACGCCUUCAACCUCCUUUGUGCUCCUGUGGAUUCCAUCCGCUCCCAUUUCCGAUCCUCCUACGCGAUGGUGGUCAACAUCCUUCGCACCCGCGAUUUGGAAAGCUGCAAGCUCCUCGUAGAACGUUCCUUUGGGAAUUAUUUGAAGGCGUACUCUUUGGGGGAAGAGCAGGAAGUAGAUAUAGCGAACAGAGAUGAAUUGAAAGGCCGCUUGGGAGGGGUGGACGCAGGGGAGCUUCGCAUGUACGAAGAUUUGCAGGAGAAGCUGAUGAAGGCGACGCGCGCGGAACGGAACUUGAAAAGGGAAGCCGCGAAGCUGGAAGAGAAGUAUGUCAAAGCUGUUUUAGGAGCGGUCCGUCUUGGCGCCGGGCUUCUUCUCCGGGACGGGCGUACCCUGGCCCUUAUCGGAGAGGCCACUCUACCCCACCCUCUCACCAACACACAGCUCAAUCUCUACGUGGGGUUGAGUCAGAACGGGAAGCUGGAGGAAGCGGGGGAGGGGCCGGGGGAGGAAGCGGGACCUUGA